AUGAAAAGCUACAGAGUCACCAAGCCUACUCUAAGGUCUUCUAGGAAGGUGCCUAGAAGGCUGCAAAAAAGAAAAGCCCCUCCCAGACAGGAUAGCCCCAAUGCAAACGACCCUCGAAACCGCACCUCUUACCACCCGGACCAAGCCCAUUGGUCGUGGGAGAACCUGCCAGACAUUCUUUACCAACUGAGCCCCGACGAAGACGAAAAAAAGCUGAAAGAUCCGGGGCUCAUGAGCUAUCCAAUACACGGAAAGUAUCUGCGAAACCUCCCUGCUCUCCCAGACAACAUCUCUUCUACCGUAGAGGAGUUCCGCGUCGAAGCAUGGCAGCGCAUGGACCCGCGCAUUUGCCUUGAGGACAUUACAGCUCGCAUGCAUCCCGACUUCCGCAUAAAGAAUAAUGCGCUUCAACAACGGGGCGUGCGCUUCCGACAGGCGUUCAACCUUAAGGCGUGGCGUUCGGGAAAUAAACGCAGUGCACACCUCGAAGCCGACCUUCUUAGAAGGAUGAAGGAGCUAGGUCUGGACAUCAACUCAAACUCCACCCGCGGCAUCACCCCAGGUCUAGUCAAUCCUCAAUUAGGUGAACAGGGUGGCCGUGUGCCAAUUCCCAAGGGUUGGCGGAUUAGGAAGAUGGGGAAUAAAUCCACCGCCAACGGGACCGCGUUCGACGAACGGGAAGCUCCUUUUCAGAGUCGGGAAUCGCAAUUCAGGACCAAUGGUUAUUCUGAAACCACUUUACCUGACGAGCCUGACGCCAUGCCAGAGGUUCCGGAAGUCAUUCCCCCGGACGUCGUUGAGCACGAAGCGCAGACAGGCGGAUACGUCCACCAAGACACCAAUGAUGAUGAAACAGACAAUCGUUUCGAUGAUUCUCUUCCUAUCAUACGGGGCAUUUUUCCAGAUGAUGAGCUCCCCGACACAGUCAGCCUGCCGGAUCUCGACCUACUAAGCUGGCGCUCCACCUUCUGGACACCCAGCUCAGCCCUCAAUUUCCAUAGCUUCUGUCUUCAAGAUUGCUUCACGAACUUCCCCAUACAAUCGGAGGAACUCCUGGACUACGCUCCCUCGCUAUUCACCAGAUCCUCUAGCAAGCCGCAAACUCCAACUACAGGUAUUUUUCCGGUCAACGAUCCUACUCUGUUGGAUACAGUUCCCGAGAGGCAACAGAGGAAUGUCUUUGACGAUAUGCUAUUGGAGUGCUACAAAGGCGAACGUCAUGUCUUUGAGAUGCCCUACCACUCUUACUCCUCUGUUACCUCCUGA
Messenger RNA from Aspergillus nidulans FGSC A4, 1266 nucleotides. RefSeq lists its product as uncharacterized. The transcript is spliced from 3 exons. Lineage: Eukaryota; Fungi; Ascomycota; Eurotiomycetes; Eurotiales; Aspergillaceae. Bases 1 to 1266 code for a protein of 421 amino acids. The record is from RefSeq and is a predicted model, not a curated record.